AUGAAACGUCAUUUGAUUUAUCAGUAUUUUCCGAUGCUGUAUAUGGUGCUGGCAGUAUCCUGUGAAAGCUAUUAUUCAAUAAAUGGUCCCGGUGUAAUUAAAUCAAAUCGUAAAUAUACGAUGGUUGUUUCUUUGCACGAGGCCAAUGAGCCGUGUUCAUUGCGUGUUGGUAUUGAGGGGCCCAGUUUCAAUGAGUCCAAAGAUGUUAAUUUACAACCAUAUGAAUCAAAACUAAUAGAGUUUUUGCCAAAAAAAUUAAUGCAAGGAGAUUACAAGUUAAAAGUUGAAGGCUUAUCAGGUUUGAGAUUUAAAAACGAAAGUCGUUUAAAUGUUGAACCAAAUUAUGGUCCAAAAAUUUACAUACAAACCGACAAGGCCAUCUAUAAACCUCAAGAUUUGGUUAAAUUUAGAGUUGUAUUAUUGGAUGAACAUACAAGGCCGUUAAAUAUUGAUGAACCUGUAGCUGUGGAUAUAUUGGAUACAGUUGAUAAUCGUGUUAAGCAAUUUAGCAACAUCUCCCUUACAAAUGGUGUUUAUACCGGAGAAUUCAAAUUAUGUAAAUAUCCGGCCUUAGGACUGUGGACUAUUAAAGCUGUUCUAGGUGGAAGAUAUGCUUACUCCAACUAUAAAAACAUUAAAAUACGCAACUAUGUUCUGCCAAAAUUCAGUGUGUACCUAAAAACUCCUUCGGAUAUUGUUUUGGAAGAUGGCUACAUUAAGGUUGUCAUCUUUGGGAAAUAUACAUUUGAUAGACAUGUGGAGGGUAAUGCCACAGUUGAAUUGCGUAGGAUUUACGACAGUAUGCUGUUACAAGCCAAUCAUAUUGACAUAGAAAAUUUAGGUUUUGUCGAGUUCAAUAUUAAAGAUGAAAAGGGUGUAAAGGAUGUCUACAGUCUAACCAUCAACGCCAAACUCACUGACAAGCACACGGGGACAACUGAAUCGGAAAAGAAAAUUAUAUCUUUGCGUAGGCAACAUUAUAAUUUGGAUAUUCCUUAUGAAGCGAUAGAAUUUGAAAAUAACAAGCCAUAUCGCCUGAAUGUUUAUGUAAAACAUUGGACUGGAGCUGCUGUUUUGGAUCACAAGACGCCAGUUACCAUGGAACAUGGCGAUGUUGUGUAUGAAGCAUUUUUGGAUGAAAAUGGUGUUGCCACUUUUGAGUUUGAACACGUUAAAAAUGCAAAUCAUAAAUUCCAAUUUAAAGAUUCCAAGGAAAUGUUACCUAAUAUCUAUGUUAGCGACAAUUUAAUGUUGAACAAUAGGGAAUUCUAUUGUCGCCUAAAGUUGUUGGAUGAAAAGCCAAAACUCGGGAAACCCGUACUCAUUGAGGUGAGUUCUAUUGUCAACAUUCCUUACCUGAUGUACACGGUGAUGGGGCAUGCCAGUCUCAUACAUUCGGAGCAUAUUGAAAUACCUCCCAAUCAAAAGUCCCACAUCAUAAGCAUAACACCCUCAAUUGAGAUGAUACCGCAGUCCUUCAUUUAUGUGUAUUACGUUCACAAAGGCAAUUUACGUUAUGAAGAAAUGCGUUUAAGUUUUCCAUAUGAAUUUGAAAAUCAGAUUUCACUGUCAGCUCCCAAACAAGUGAAACCGGGCGAAGAAGUCACAAUUACUCUAAACGCAAAACCCAGAUCGUUUGUCAGUAUCUUGGCGGUAGAUUUAGGUGUAUAUUUAUUAGAUAAUUCAUACGAUUUGAAGAAGCAUACCAUAUUAAGAGAAUUGAAUAAUGAAGUAUCACAUAGUCCCAUUGUGGCUUCGGUAUAUCCUGGGUUACUCUCAGGUCUGCUGACCUUAACCAAUGCUAACUAUCCAUUUGAAAAUGUUCUGGGUCCUUUACCCCCCAAAGCGGUUCUGCCACAUUUAUAUCGUUUUCGUCAAAAAUUUCCGGAAACCUGGAUAUUUGAUGAUUUUGUAAUCAAUGAAACUGUCACCAAAUUAACUCUUCCAAUUCCCGACGUUAUAACCACUUGGCGCAUAACUGCAUUUUCAAAUCACGAUGUCACCGGAUUUGGUAUAGUAAAUGGACCCACAGAUAUCACCACCAUACAAUCUUUCUUCAUAUCACUAAAUUUGCCAUAUUCAGUGAAACGUGGUGAAAUUGUCUCAAUACCCGUAACAAUAUUCAAUUAUCUCAAUCAGACUGUAGACGCAGAACUUGUUUUAUAUAAUAAUGAGCAGGAGUUCUAUUUCAUGGAAUCAACAAUAAAAGGAGUGGAAAAAUCAAAUGAAGACCAAAAACAAACGAAACUAAUUACUGUACCGGCAGAUAAGGCCAAAACGGUGAAAUUUCUCAUAUAUCCCAUACAAGCGGGUGAAAUAAGUCUGAGAGUUAUAGCCUCAAGUUCUUUGUAUUCAGAUGCUGUUUUACAGAAACUUAAAGUUGAACCAGAAGGUGUACCCAAACAACAAACUCAGGCUUUAUAUCUAAGUAUUCCCCAAGAAGAGCAAAUAUCCUCAUCCUUUAGCAUCGAAGAGCCAGUAGAUAGUGUACCCGAUUCUGAGUAUAUUACCUUUUCUGUGGGUGGUCAUUAUUUAGUGCCCACAGUGGAGAAUUUCCAUGAUCUAAUACAAAUGCCCACUGGUUGUGGUGAGCAAAAUAUGGUGAAUUUUGCUCCCAGUAUCUUAAUUUUGCAAUAUCUUAAAGCAAAUGGAAAGUUGUCCAAAGAGAAGGGUUUGGUGGAAAGUCUACGCUCCUCGAUGGAAGUUGCCUACCAACAACAGUUGUCAUUUCGUCAUGACAAUGGUGGUUAUAGCGUCUUUGGCAUGGGAACCGAUGAGGAGCCCAGUACUUGGCUGACCGCCUAUGUGGUGCGUUACUUUAUUAAAGCUUCUCAAUUCUUGGAGAUCGAGGAGAAAAUAAUUGAAUCUGCUUUGGAGUAUUUGGCCGGCCAGCAAAAAUCAAGUGGGGAGUUUAAUUUCUCGGGUUAUUUAUUAAAUCCAAAUCAUAAAAACGAAUAUGGACUAACAGCAUUUAUACUGCUGGCAUUUUUGGAGAACGAAAAAUACGCCACCAAAUAUCAAACCACCUUACAAAAUGGAGUAGAAUUUUUAAAUUCUAAUUUAGAUAAAAUCAACGAUAUUUACGCAUUAUCCUUGGCAGCAACUGUUAUAAAACGUGAUAAGCAUCCAAAUGCCUCAACUCUUAUAAAUCAAUUAAGAUCGCAGUGUAAAGAAGAGAAUGGCCUCAUGUGGUGGUCAGGAAAUGAUCAUAACUUGGCCAACGAUAUAGAAAUUACUGCAUACGCUGCAAUGUCACUGCUGGACACUCCAGGAGACCAUACUUCAAUCCUAAAAUGGCUGAUAGAACAACGUAAUGCUAAUGGAGGCUUUACAUCAUCUUACGAUACUGUAGUGGGCAUGGAGGCUUUAGUGAAAUUUUCGGAAAUUUAUAAAAAUCUUAAAAAUGUAGAUUUAAAAAUUUCCUAUAGUGCCAAAGAUCAGGAGGGCACUGAAGUGGCAAAAGAAGAAUUAUAUGUGAACACGAAUAAUAUUUCAGAUUUGCAAAAACAUGAGUUACCUAAAACCACUCGCAAAAUUACUUUCGAAAUACAGGGCAAUGGGGCCUUUUUGGUACAACUCAAUCAACAAUAUAACAUUAUGAAUGAGCAAGAUUUUCAAUAUUUUAACAUAAAACCCAAAACAAUUUUUAAAAAUGACGAAGAAAUUAAUUUGGAAGUUUGUUUCACUUACCAAACUGAUUCUGACACUCUCAAUGAAGCCACCAACAUGGUCAUUAUGGAAGCAAAUUUACCCUCUGGUUUCACAUCGGAAGCAGAAAAUAGUAUGUCUUUAAAAGCAAACAAACUUGUGCAGAGAAUCGAGUCUAAAAAUUCUGAAUCAACGAUUGUUUUAUAUUUGGAUAAAUUGGAUCCAAAUAUUAACCAUUGCAUAGAAAUUCCAGCAGAUAAAAAGAAUGAAAUAUUAAUGCCGAAACCAGCAGCCAUUAUAAUGUACGAUUAUUACAAUUUGAGUCGUUCAAAUACGAAAUUUUACAGUUUACAAAUAAAGAAUUAA
This is a messenger RNA of Calliphora vicina (urban bluebottle blowfly), 4014 nucleotides long. Its product is annotated as thioester-containing protein 1 allele S1-like. The coding region runs from base 1 to 4014 and encodes 1337 amino acids. Gene Ontology annotation, molecular function: endopeptidase inhibitor activity. Gene Ontology annotation, cellular component: extracellular region. The transcript is spliced from 9 exons. Lineage: Eukaryota; Metazoa; Arthropoda; Insecta; Diptera; Calliphoridae. The record is from RefSeq and is a predicted model, not a curated record.